GCGGCAUCUCUCCCCGUCCCUAUCUCUUCGGCCUCCGUCUCCGUCCCACCCGCAUCUCCACCACCACCGUCGCCUCGCCGCCGCCGAUGAUGGCCCGCCUCCUCGCGCAGACCCUAACCCUAGCCCGCCCCGGCCCCUCCCCCUCCGCCACCACCGCCGCGUCCGCCUCGCUCCGCGGCCUCGCCACCAAGGUCGAGGUCAUCGAGAUCGACCUCACCGAGGAGGACCCCGCGGGUUCCUCCUCCCCCGGGUCCCCCGCCUCCUCCCCGUCGGUCGAGGUGGUGGGGAUCCGGCGACUGGAGGAGGCCAUCCACGGCGUCAUGGUGCGGCGCGCCACCCCCGACUGGCUCCCCUUCGUGCCGGGCGGGUCCUUCUGGGUGCCCCCGCUGCGGCGCCCGCACGGGGUCGCCGAGCUCGUCAGCCGGAUCGCGGCCGCCGGCGGCGCGGAGGGGGUCGUCGGGUCCGCGGGCGCCGCGGUCGAGGUCGUGGAGAUCGACGCGCCCAUGACGGAGGAGGAGGCGCUCUCCUUCUCCACCGCGCGGGGGUGGCCAUCGGCAUCCUACUUCGUCGAUGGCAAAUCUCAACAUUCAAAGAAGGAAUCGAGGAAAGGUGCAAAUCAAACUGAUGAUGAAGAAAGCUGAUUGGUUUGUGCUACAUUGCCAGGGGGUCCUACAAGAAAAGGCAGUUCAGAGUUUCAUGACUCUACCAUGACGGAUGUACAUAUGGAUGGCAAGGACCCCAUUGCUGAUAAACUACUGCAACUGCUACCAUUGAUGUUGGCGCCACAUCCAUCCUGGAAGAUAAACCAUUGCAUCCGCUAUUGCUUUGGUUGCAAUGCUGUAAACCUGGUCCGAAGCUCUAGUGUUUAUUGUAUCAACAAGCCCUUGCACCAAGCUUCCGAUUGUAAUAAUAAUAAGCACGGAGAGGGCAGCUGAAUGUGUGCUAUGGUACUGGACUUGGUAGUAGUCCAGUAGCUGGACUCCAGCAUAGGCUCUAGAUGGCUGUUGUUACCAACUACGACGAACAACGUUUGUAAAAUUGAUGUAAGCAUCCUGCCCUCUGAUCCUACGUGUCAUAAACUGUGUUGUAGUGUUGUCGUGUGGACAAGUAAAGGAAUAGGAUUAUCUCCGUUGCUUUUGUGCUCCUACCUGUAUGAUGCUUGAUUGCUAUUUCAGGAACAUAGGAUGAUAUUUGUACAAAAUAAGAAGCGCAUGCGAUGACUAUUUUGGAA
Molecule: messenger RNA, 1231 nt
Organism: Setaria italica (foxtail millet)
Lineage: Eukaryota; Viridiplantae; Streptophyta; Magnoliopsida; Poales; Poaceae
Exons: 3
Coding region: 87-641 (184 amino acids)
Source: RefSeq, a predicted model, not a curated record